AUGCAGAAAGACCUAGGGUUUGUCGGACGGGACUAUGCGUGGACAGCCUCUAUUGCCGCUCUGGAUAUGUUAGGCAUACUGGUAUCUGGUCUUAUCGUGACAUGGGGCGCACUGUUCCUGUGUUUGGCUGCUGCGAAGAACUUUGCCACAAUAUUUGCAAUCAAGUUCAUCCUCGGGCUCCCGGAAGCUGGUAUUGGUCCGGCCUGGGUCAUCCUCACUAACAUGUUUUGGACUCGCGAUGAGCAACCUCUCUGGAUGUGCUUUUGGAUGGGUAGCGACGGUCUCGCGCAGCUGAUCGGCGCAGGCAUAUCUACAGGUCUCGAUCGCGUUGAGAAGGCCACGAUCCGACCCUGA
Molecule: messenger RNA, 354 nt
Organism: Exophiala aquamarina CBS 119918
Lineage: Eukaryota; Fungi; Ascomycota; Eurotiomycetes; Chaetothyriales; Herpotrichiellaceae
Exons: 2
Coding region: 1-354 (117 amino acids)
Cellular component (GO): membrane
Molecular function (GO): transmembrane transporter activity
Source: RefSeq, a predicted model, not a curated record